UUCAGUUUCAGGUUUUUAUUUCACUUCAGUUUCAUUUUCAAGGAUUUUGUCAGUGUCAUUCUCAAACAGGCGAGGUUGCUUCCAAUCGAAAAAUGUUUUUGGGUUUUAAGUGCAGUGAAAUGGCAAUUUGAAAUGUUUUUAUCAUUAAACAAAUCAGUGAACACUAGUUUAAUGUCGUGUUUAUUGAUUUUAACUCAUUAAUUUGUUUCUAUACAAAUGAAAAUUUGAAGUGGCUACAGUUUUCAGGGAUUCUUAGAAUAAGCUAAAGCUUUUUGCCUUUCUACAUUAUUUAAAUGUUAUCAAUGAUUGGGGGCUUAAAUUCAUAUAAUUUAUUGAGGACAUGUACCUUAUAAACCAUUUCCAUUCGUGCUUUUCAUCGUUUUCAAAAGAUUACGGACCACGCUUCUCUGGCGAUGAACACUUGAUUGCGCAAUGGAGCAGCGAGAUGGAUGGCGCGGCGCAGCAGAGUCUGGUUUGGGCACGUCCGAGAAUGCGACCGACCCAACGGCCGAGGAACGCGACCGCGUCCGCAUCGAAUUCUACGCCACCUACGAUGUCAUGACCGGUGUGCGAAUAGCCGCUACACUUGGUGGCUUCUUCGCCUUAAUGGUCUUUUUGGUCGUUUACAAAAGUCGAAGCAAAUCUGUUAAAGCUCUAAAUGACCCCAAACUAGUAGAACUAGCGGAGGCGGUGGUAGCCGAAGAAGAAGCGGUGGAGGAAGAAAGACAGCUCACGGCAGCUUUAGAAGACGCUAUUGCUGAGCGGGCCCGUUCACGACCAUCGCUAGGUGAAGUUCCCCCGUGGCCACGCACAGCACGCUUCGCGUCAUACGGUGGAGGGUAUGGCAGUCUCCUAGCACCUUCCCGACGUCUGUCAACGCUCAGGGGUGACUCCUUGCCAGCAUCGGCGUUGAGGUUUGCUGAGAGGCGAGCGUCAGGUGGGAUGAGAGACCGUCGCCUGAGUUCCGCCACCUGUUCUAGCUCUGGAAGUUCGUAUUUAGAACGACGUGCUUCUUCAGUAGUAUGCGCACUACCAGAGCGUCGACUGUCACCAUGCCCGAGUGAGCGUUUAGCACCUUUAGCAUCAGUAGGGAGUGUUGGACCAUCGUUUGCAGUAGAAUGUGAACUUGUAUCUAUGGGUGCAGACUCUGUGUUCGCCGAAGAUGAGGUAGACUCCACAGACGAUGAAGUGGAACAGUUCUCAACUGAUAGUGGUGGUGGUGCAGAAUGUGCAGCCGCUGCUGAUUCCACUGAGUUGACAAGUCGACCAAGAACACUGCCACCAAGAAUCGAAAACUCCUCGCACUCGCGAGAAACAUUGUUCUAGUCGACCGUUGAUUGAAUUUCCGGUCAGUGUUAACGAUUUUAUUGGCCACGUUAAAAUAUCGGUAUUCUAAACCAAAAGGUAGUUUUUAAAGUACACACACUGCGCAGGUUUGAUUAGGUUAGGUAGGUACCUAAACCAACUGUAGUAUUUUAAGUAUUAUGGAAAAGAGUACUAAUAAGGUAGGUACUAAUUGUGUUGGUAGUAAGUUUGUGCCAAUACUUACUUGUGAGACUAUUCUUAUUUAGUAACAUAUCAUAAAAAUACGAUCUAAGAACAUAGUUAAGUAUAUCCUUCUAUUUGGAUAUGUCUUCAAAUGACCUACAAUUGAUUAAAAGGGUAUGCAAAGUGUAAAUCUUCUAAGACAUAACAAGUGCAUAAUUAUAUAGAUACGUAAAAGAAAAAAAAAACUGAAAAUUUUAUAGGGAUGAAAAACUAAGUCCCUGAUAUACCUACUUACCGAAAUUAAAGGUAGGAUUUUAGUUGCCGUUAUCGAUAGAAAAUUUGGAAGCACGACAGUGCUUAAGUCGAACUUUGAUGCGACUGGUUUAAAAUUACGAUAUUUUAACAGGGUCAAAAAUAGUGUGUUGUACAUAUAGGUACUUGUAAUUUUGUUUUUGUUAAUGAUUAAUGUUUUUCAAUGUUAAUAUUUUGAGACCACCUAGAAUCAGGAGAUAAGCAAAGUUUGAAUCUUCUAAUGUUUCUCUACAUGAGGCUAUUUGGUUAUUAUCUGUAAUAAUCACCACUUAGUGUUCUAUAUAAGUACUUACCAACAAGGUACUGACCUACCGAAUUAGUCAUUUAUAGGCACUUUUAAUUACCUACCUACUUGUUUAAUAAUAAAUAAAAAUAGCCAAGUUAGUUUUCGAAGAAUUUUAAAUCUCUUACAACGCCAAUCUAUUUACACGAUUCUCAGACUAUAUACGACAUUCAGGCUCUAACUUCUUAUUUCUGGAAUAGUACCUAAUGGUUGCAGUAACCUACUGUAUGUAUGUAGAUAAUAUAUACUAGGGUAGUUGUCAAUUCAUAUGGAGCAGUGUUGAUUGUUUUAAUGGGUGGAAGGGCACAGAAGACCAAUUCGUCCUUUGAACAAUAAUUAUCGCUCUCUGCGGCCUAAAAUGUUGCUGUUGCGUAUAGCGAGUCACUUAAACUGCCAAGCACUGCUGUUCUUGUUCAGAGUUGCGAACACAAGAAUUUUAUUGAUUCCUGUGUUCCUAAAUACCGCCUCACGGUGUUUUGUGAAUUGCAGUAGUUUGACCACUCGUAAGUCGUUUUUAUUACAAUUUAGAUUUACGUGUUAGUUUAUUGUAACUGUUCGUUGCUCGAAUUAAAAAGAGCUCCUGGUAGCCUGUAAAAUGUUGAAAUGUAUGUAAAAAAUUGUAAAUACAAACGCAUCGUAA
This is a messenger RNA of Plutella xylostella (diamondback moth), 2723 nucleotides long. RefSeq lists its product as uncharacterized. The record is from RefSeq and is a predicted model, not a curated record. Lineage: Eukaryota; Metazoa; Arthropoda; Insecta; Lepidoptera; Plutellidae.